UAUUUUCACUCCAACGGUCCAAAAAUACAUCAUUCAAAUACAUACCUAAUCCCCCCAUCCUCCUAAAAAAUUCAAAACUAGCCGUUACACAAAGAUUUACAGCAAUCUUCACCAAAUCAAAACCCUCCAAGAUAUACUCUCAAACAAUUUCACUUUCAUUUCUUCAUCUAUUCUCUGCAAACGAUUCACUUACCUUUCUUGAUAUUCAAUAUCAGAUAAUUCAUCAAUGGCAGUUUCUUCUAACAGAUCUCCUUCUCCACUUACUGCAAGACCUGUUCUUCCUAAUCCAAGAACAUCUGAAAACACUAAUUCUACACCAAGAAGAAGUUUUAACGGCAACCCUUUUUCGCGACCUUCAGUUCUUUCAAUCCAUAGAGGAUUAAACCCCGUUACUCCUUUCAAUAGCCCUGCUGAUUCAGCGAAAAGGGUGUCUAAUUCAGGGAAAGAAGGGUUGGUUUUUGUGGAGGAUAAAGAGAACGAGUUGAAAGCAGCGAAAUUGAGGUCACCGGCAAAGGGUUCAAAGAAUUUCAUGUCUCCAACGAUUUCAGCUUCUUCCAAGAUUGCUCAAUCCCCUAAAAAGAAAAUCUUGGUUGAAAGAAACGAUCCUGUUAGGACUUCAAUCACUUUGUCUGAUGGUAAAGCUACAUUCUUUUCUCAAGAGCAUAAUAAUAAUAAUCAAAAUUCUGAUAAUAUAAAAUCUUUGGAAGGAACUGAGAAUGUUAUGAUGGAGCCUAAGGAGACUGUUCAUCCAGUUACCAAACCCCAGAAAAAAGUAACAUUUUUAGAGGUACCUUCAAAUUACAACAAUGACCCUGAAUCCCAUUCUGAUACUGUAACCAUGGAUUCAGACCUUUCCAAUGAUGUAAUAGCCCCACUUGAUGCUGAUCCCUCUUUACCUCCAUAUAACCCUAGAACUAAUUACCUCUCUCCAAGGCCUCAGUUUCUUCACUAUAAACCCAACCCAAGAAUUGAAGUUUUACUGAAUAAGGAAAAAGGUUUGGACGUAGGAGAACCAAAGAGUCUAGAAGACAGUUUCUUGUCUGAAUUAUUGUCCGAUAACUUUUCAGACAUAGAUGGUAGUGAAAGUUCUUUAACAGAAGAUUCACUAAAAGAAUCUGAGGGUUCUUCUUCAGAAGAAGUGAUAGUUUAUAAAGAAGAGGAAGAGGAGCCUAAAGUUUCUGAACCUGUAAUACCUGUUGCUGAGGACAUUUCUGAAGCAAAAAUGACAGCAAAACCAAGGUCCUUUAAAACGAUAUCAAAGUUUUUUUCUCUGCUGUUGGUACUUAUGAUUGGUUUCGUAUCGUUUUCAAUUACUGAUUCUCCUAUACUUGCUGCUACUCCUGGUUCUAUAGACUUAAGAUUCUCUAAUCUCAGUAUUCCAUCAGAUAUUCCAAUCCUGGCUAAGGCUAAUAGUCACUUUAAGCAAGUCUCAGGUGAAGCCAUUUCUUAUUUCUCAAAGUUGAUUUAUGACAUUGGUAGAAUAGAUUACGCGCAAAAGCCUUUAAAAUUCAUGAACUUGACUGAUCUAGAAGAGAGUAGCAGCAUAUAUCAUGGAUAUAUUAGUAGUGAGGAAUUGGAUAAAGUGCUUGAACCAAUUGAAUUGGAUGAGGAUGAAGAAUCUGAAACUGAACCUGAUGAGGAAGAAGUUCAAAUGGAAGGUGAUUUAGAUGAUGAAGUGGAAAUUGAAGGAGCACGUGAAUUGGAGAUUGAAGAAAUUUCCUCAAUUCAAUUAGCUGAAGUAAAUGAAGUGGAAAUUGAAGGAGCGCAUGAAUUGGAGAUUGAAGAAGUUUCCGCAAUUCAAUUGACGGAAGUAAAUGAGGCUGAUAGCUUAGAAAAGGAUUUAGGACAAGGACAGCAUGACUUGGUGGAGACCGAAGAAGUUUCUGUUGUCCUAGCUAAGGAAAAUGAAUCUGACAGUUCAGAAAGGGAUUUAGACCAAGGGCUUACAACUUCUGAUGUUGAGCUUGAGUUGGCUGAAUCCAAAUCUGCCAUUGCUGAUAACUCUAUCAGUACUGAUGUUGUCGUUAUUGAGUCCGUGAACGACAAUCCUGAAAGCUUAGUGAAAUAUGAUUCUGCUGUUGAAGAUGCCCAACCUUUGGAAAUGCUUGAUAGACAUGACGGAGAUAAUGUUGGAGCAUAUCAGAUCCUGGGAAUUUCCUCACUUGUAUUGGGUGUGCUUGCUGCUACAGUUCUCUAUGUGAAGAGUAGAAGUGAUAAGACUCUGCAUCCAUUAGCAGCUCAUGCUGAUCAAGUCUCAAGUAAGAAAUUUGAUAAGCAUUCCUCUCAAAACUGGCCCACAGAGGUCGAUGUCGCGGGAGAGUCUUGUCCUUCAGAAAUGAGCAGCUUUCAGAUAAGUUCAUCUUAUAGCAAGAAAUAUCCCAAAUCAGAGAAUGAUGAAGCUCAAAGCAUUGAGAAGAAGCCUAGAAAGAGUAACAGGAGAGAGUCCUUGGCGACAUCUGAGUUCUCAAUGGGAAGUUUCACUACAUAUGAGAGGAUUCAUGCAAGUGGAGGAGAAGAAGUCAUCACCCCUGUAAGGCGCUCGAGCAGAAUUAGAAGCCAUGUCAUUUCCCCGUGAAGAUUCUGAAGUCAUGUCACUGCUGCAUUGACAACUGAAGACGUGCUUUUUGCUUCUCAGCAAAAAUCAGUCUUAGGCCAUAGUCAUUCCUAAACCAAAACUUUCUGACUUAAUUGAAGUGAUUCGAGUGUGAUUUUUAGGAUUUUAAUGUUUUAGCUAGUUAGCUGAUGUCUUUCUUGUUGUUAGUGAAACUUUCUGCAUGCUGCCUCUGUUUGUUGAAGUUUCUUUUAUUAGUUAAGGAUUUUCCUGUGGCUUGUGUACAGCAUUUUGUUUGACCCUUUGCUUCUAUGAACUUUCGGAUGAUCUGA
Molecule: messenger RNA, 2883 nt
Organism: Lycium ferocissimum
Lineage: Eukaryota; Viridiplantae; Streptophyta; Magnoliopsida; Solanales; Solanaceae
Exons: 3
Coding region: 227-2575 (782 amino acids)
Source: RefSeq, a predicted model, not a curated record